AUGGGCGUCAGCUUUCCUCUCGAGAGGGCCGAGCAAAUAACUGUGUUUGCAGUUGCUGUGGUCUUCGCCGUGCUUUCUGUGACUGCCGUGGCUCUGCGACUACUGAGCCGUCAAAAGCUGGGGCGAUGGCUGGACGCUAGCGACUAUUUGAUGAUCGGAUCAUGUUUAACAACGGUCGGCCUGUCGGUUAUCAUUGUGCUUGGCCAUUGUGGUCCCUCCACUGAGCUCUGGAUUGUCGCGGGAUCAUUGAACAUUGCAACAGAUGUCAUCGUGCUCGUCCUACCCAUGCCUUAUCUCAUCAGGCUGGAGAUGACAAUGUACAAAAAGGUCACUUUGAUGAUAACUUUUGGUCUUGGGCUCGUUGUCUGCAUCAUCAGCGCCGUCAAAGUCGCCUUGCUACCCUCCGUCGAUAACGGCGACAUCACGUUCUCGAUCCAACACGCCAUGGUUCUGACAGUCCUCGAAGCAGCGCUCGCUGUAAUCCUCGCGUGCAUCCCCGUCUUGCGUCCCUUGUUCAGGAGUGCGAUCUCCACGAUGCGAACCAAGAGCCAAUUGGGCAACUACAGCACCUCGGCCCGGAAGAGCCAGAAGCCAAAGACAGGAGGCUUCUCGGUGAUUGAGGAGCAGCCACUGUCUCCAGCAGCUACCCAGCCAAUGCCGAGAAGACCCGAGAUCAGCUACUUCAGCGCCGAAGCCGUAAGAGCUAGUUGCAGCGAAAGCAAGGACGGAGAGGAGUUGGAGAUGGGAGGGAUUACUGUCAAGACUGAGUUCAUUGCAAGGUAUAGUCACAUCAGUGCUCUGUCAUAG
Messenger RNA from Diaporthe citri, 807 nucleotides. RefSeq lists its product as uncharacterized. Lineage: Eukaryota; Fungi; Ascomycota; Sordariomycetes; Diaporthales; Diaporthaceae. The record is from RefSeq and is a predicted model, not a curated record. The transcript has 5 exons. Bases 1 to 807 code for a protein of 268 amino acids.